GUAAGGAGAUACGUUAAGUACUGGGCAGCCAACUGGGGACUAGCUAACUUCAAGUUCCGUCCCCACGCCUCCCUCCCUAUCCAAAUGCGGAGUCAGUCACUGGAGAGCCGACGCUUUCCUCACUCUCACAUUCGGUCACCUCUAGCGUGAGUCGGUUAUUCGGGGUGGUCCCCGCAUCCUCGGCGGACGCUUGGGUUCUCUGGCUGCCGACUUCCGAGGAGAUGCCGGAGGAUCAGGACUGUCAGCGGGUUCGUAGGUCCAAGUCUUUUGGCAGGGAGUAAGUAGCUUUCCCGCGCUGCGCUGCCUGGAGUUUAGACGUGGGCGCGUAGAGGGUGCGGAGCGCAGGUGGUGGACAAGAUGACCCUGGAUAAUCUGACUUCGCAGAGUCUACUGUCCGCCCUGCACCCGCGCAAUGCCAGCCCGCCGUUCGCGGGGCUGCAGUUCGUGCAGUCUUUCAAACCUCUCAUCAUCCCUGGCUACUCACUCGUGGUGUCUGUUGGGGUCGUGGGCAACUACCUUCUUAUCUAUGUCAUCUGCCGGACCAGGCGUAUGCACAAUGUGACCAACUUUCUCGUGGGCAACCUGGCCUUCUCGGACAUCCUAAUGUGCGCCACCUGCGUGCCCCUGACCCUGGCGUACACCUUCGAGCCGCGGGGCUGGGUGUACGGCCGCUUCCUGUGCUACUUCGUGUUCCUCAUGCAGCCUGUGACCGUAUCGGUGUCUGUGUUCACCCUGACGGUCAUCGCGGUGGACCGCUACCACGCCACUGCCCACCCGCUGCGUCGCCGCCGCCUCAGUGUCCCUGCCUGCGCCGGCGUGUUGGCGGCCAUCUGGCUGCUGAGCUGCGCCCUGGCCGCUCCCGCGCUCCUCCACACCUACCACGCUGACUUCCCCGAGCUGCACUUCGCCAUCUGCGAGGAGUUUUGGUUUCACCGCGAGCGGGACCGGCUGGCCUACGCCUACAGCACCCUGCUGCUCACCUACGUGCUGCCCCUGGGGGUCAUCUCCGUGUCCUACCUGCGCAUCUCCGUGCGCCUCCGCAACCGCGUGCUCCCGGGCAACGCCACGUCUCAGCAGCAGGCUGAGUGGGACCGCGCCCGGAGGCGCAAAACCUUUCGCCUGCUCGUGCUUGUGGUGGCCGCCUUUGGGGCGUGCUGGCUCCCCCUGCACAUCUUUAACCUGGUCAAAGACCUGGACAUCAGCCUCAUCGACAAGCGCUACUUCAACCUGCUGCAGCUGCUGUGCCACUGGCUCGCCAUGACAUCUGCCUGCACCAACGCCUUCCUCUACGCCUGGCUCCACGACAGCUUCCGCUGCGAACUCAAGAAGAUGUUCUGUUGGAAACGCUGGUGGCGGCGGCGCCGCAGGACGAAGCGCGUCCAACCUGUGGACGGGCCUCCAGCGUGCCCACUCGCGACUGUGGUCCUGUGAGGCGGCGGAAGAGGUGGGGGCGCACGAAAAGUUGAUUUCUCCGACUCAGCGCUGAGGAGACGGUCUGGUUGGACCUGCCCAAGAAUGCUACUCCAGCAUACUUAAAGCAUUUGCUGCAUCCGUCCCUCAAACUCAACUUUUGCGCCCUUGGGUUCCCUUAGUGCCUGUCCACCGACCGAAAUAGAGGUAACCCCCCCAAAACCAACACCCCCCCCCCAAAGAAACCCAACAACACACACACAACAAAACCCAAACAACUCAUUUUGAGGGAAGACAUUCCAUUUCCUCCUCUAUACACAAACUCUUAACCCUUGCUUCCAAUUCCCCGCCCCGCCCCCCCCAGCCAACGCAUAUAGAUCUGCCUUCACUUUGUUCUCGCCACAAUGAUUCCUCCUUUGCUCCCUGCACGGAGACACCAUGGGUUCUCUCACACCGUCAGCUACGGGGAGCCCAGGAUUCUCGGGUCCAGCCAAUGAGACGCUUUGGGUCAGAGAAGGUGAAGUGUAAAGAGAGGGUAAGGGAAGGCUCAUAAGCUUCAAGGCAGAACAAGGCUGGACAGCUACUCUGCGGUUUGCCUUUUCCCCCUCCGCUCAAGUAGACUCUUAACCCAGACCUUGCUUUCCACCCCCUCUGUACUGCACAGAAAUUGCAGAACUGCAUAGACCACAUCUAGGUGUGCAUUGCCACUACCAUCGGUGAACUCUGCUUUAUUUCCAAAUGAACAGUCUCAGGGCUGUACCUUCCUUCAUCUCUUCCCUUGCCUCUUUGGUCAUUGCUGAAAACUUUGAGGACAAAAGCUCUGAGAACCAGCUAGUCAGUACUACUGUUCUCCUUCAGUUACCACCUUGAAACUUUUGCUCCUGAGUGAGAUUUUAUUUGGGGGUAGGGGGCAGAGGAAUGAGGGAUAGGGAUUUUUCAAAGAGUUGCCAAGCUGGAAGUACCAUGACUCGGAAUUCUUGUUUUCCUGGGAAGAUGCGUCUUGUCCAACUGCGGCCAGGUCAAGUCAGAAGUGGGAAUCUACGUCUUCCCCCAGAAGGGCUGAGACAGAGUGAAAAUGACAGAUAGCAGGCGGCUCUUCUCUGCACAAAAGUACUUGCUUACAUGGUUACAUUUUUUUUUUCUGUCUCAGGCACAGACCAUGCUGAUUAAAAAAACCAACCAAACAAACAAACAUUAAAUUUGCUACCCACCUCACACUGCUCUGGCUCCUAUGGUUUAGUUCAUUAAAGCUUCCAUUGAUUGUUUUAGAAACGACUUGUUAGUUUUUGUAAGGAGGGAAACGAUAAUUACCCUCUAGUCCCUGCUGGAAGUCUUCAAGCUAAAGCUUCGGUAAUAUGUCCCACCUAGCUGGGAGCCUCCCCGUUUUACUUCGUAAAGGCAAGGCAAGGAGGUAGGGAUUGGUAUCCGAGUUCUUGGAUAACGUAAGGUAUUCUAACCUCUAGCACUGUGUCAUUCCAAGCAAGUUAAGUAUCCUCUCUGGACCUCAAUUUAUUCCAUCAUUUCCAAACUGAGUUAUAAGGGCUCACUUUUCCUUUUGUUGCUGGCUUUAACAAAAUGUUGAGAAAAUACUUCCCAGAAACAAUAUCCCAGAAAAAUGAGGAUGGAAGGGACCUUGGGGAUUAUUUAAUCCAACCUGUUUAUUUUGCAAAUAAGGAAAGGAAACUGUAGAGAGGUGAAGUUAUUUGGGUAGCCUGUAUAUCAGAUCAUACAACUGAUUAUGGGCUGACCUUGGAUUUUAAAAACUAGAACCUACUUUCUGUAGUUCCAGGUUCUGUGCACCUUGUAGUUUGUAAUUUAAAAAAUCUAAAAAGUCAAACAUCAUAAAGAAAGGUACACUUCCUCUGUAAGAGUGUGAAAUCCAUAAGUCAAAUACUGGUGUAAACAUAGGAAAAUUAGAUGAAUGCCUGAUACUAUUGGAAACUGUUGUUCUGCUCUAUCUUUUUAUAGGUUCUGUAGCUCCUGUUUAGAGGCUUGCGCCCCUGGGUUCCCUUAGUGCCUGUCCACCGACCGAAAUAUAGCCAGAUUAAUAGUCUGGUUUUUAUUAAUAAUCAUAAGCUUUUUGGUCAUAACAAUUUAGGAAGACCAUUUACUAAGAUCUAUGGGAGCAGGGUGAGGUGGGGAGGGAUUGUUCCAACCUGCACUGGUGGAGGGAUUGCCUGCACUGAGGAAAUUAUGGAUGCCUGAUAUGUGUUGAAGGAAGUGUAAUUAUUUGUGCAUUUAUCACAUUUCCCCAACCAUGAACCUCAAUAGAAUUUAUCUAAACCUUGUAUCUCUCUUGUGCCUAGCAGAAGGCUUUUUAGAAGCAAGUGCUUAAUAAAUGUUUGUUGAAUUUGAUUGCAAAUAUCACACAUAAAAAUGCAGGACUUUUACUGUCUGACCAUAAGUCUGGCUUGGCAAGUGAGGUGACAACUAUUUUUGAAGUACCUGAUUCCAUCUCAGGAUUAUGUUGUAGAGAGACAAUAGUCUGGAGGAAAGUGAUACAGAAAGCUGUUUCUCACUGAACAGUUCAAUUGCUAGGUGAUUACUGGAGGGCUGUCUAUGGGAACUGAUGUGCAAAACCUCAAGGAAACAUCAGGGAAGCUGACUGAAAAACAAAGUGCUGAGAAAUCUUCCUGCUGUCACCAGGAAAUCCAAUGGGAAUUUGUGCUUGAUUUUAUAACGAAAGCAACAAAUGUUUCUCUCAGGUCCCAAGAAUGGCUUGGGAUUGCAGCUAGGUCUUGAUUAGCACAAAUAAUAGAUGAAGUGAUUGCAGAGUUUGCAUUCACACUGCAUAUUUCCAUUGGGCUGAAACCCAUGACCAUAAUUUACAUAAUUAUAACUUUAUUCAUACUAAUCAGGUCCUAGCUGUAUUGAUGUGGCAAAUAAAGUGAAACGCCUAAUUGACUUCACAUUGUUUCUGGUCCUUAUGCUUUUUCAGGCUCUCUCCAAUGUUUAGAAUGUCCUUCUUCCUCUCUACCUUUUGGGAAUUGCUACUUCAAAGCUCAGCUCAAUCAUCAUCUUCUACAUGAAACCUUUUCUGAUCUUUUUUUCUGAUGCCUCCCCACCCAAAUUACCUUGUAUAUAUCUUGAAUAUACAGGUGUGUGUUUUUUUCAAUAGAAUGUAAACUCUUUUAGGCUGGGGUCUAUUUAAUAAUCAUCUUUGUGUUCCUAGCACUUAAAACCAGUACUUGGCAUGUAUUAGGUACCUAAUAAAUGUUUGUUGAUUGAAUAUUGA
Molecule: messenger RNA, 4645 nt
Organism: Dromiciops gliroides (monito del monte)
Lineage: Eukaryota; Metazoa; Chordata; Mammalia; Microbiotheria; Microbiotheriidae
Product: prolactin-releasing peptide receptor-like
Exons: 1
Coding region: 358-1431 (357 amino acids)
Biological process (GO): G protein-coupled receptor signaling pathway
Cellular component (GO): neuron projection; plasma membrane
Molecular function (GO): neuropeptide Y receptor activity; neuropeptide binding
Source: RefSeq, a predicted model, not a curated record